Lingula anatina is the source of this 1515-nucleotide messenger RNA. RefSeq lists its product as uncharacterized. NCBI's taxonomy places the organism in Eukaryota, Metazoa, Brachiopoda, Lingulata, Lingulida, Lingulidae. Gene Ontology annotation, molecular function: calcium ion binding. The record is from RefSeq and is a predicted model, not a curated record.
UCAAGGUUUGAAGACAAUCGACCAAAGGAAUUUAAUACAGAGCCACUGCCAUAUCAGCCUCAAUAUUUCAAAUCUUCCACGAUGUUGAAGAAAGUGUCCAUUCCUAAACGUCACCAAGAUACCUUUGGUGGUAAAGAAGUGGCUAUGACAAGACAGAAAGAAGUAAUCAUUCAUACAGAAAGAUACCAGAGAGAGUCGCCAAUGUUUGGUAUUGGAAAAUGGGAUGUUGAAUCAGACAAGAAUCCUCCAGUGCAACCACCACUGCCCAUUUUGUCCUAUGUGCAAACUCCCAAUCUGCAAGUGACCAAGAACACAUACAACUUUAACAAAAUCCGGCAGCAGUACAAUCUUAAUAGGGAGUCACAACGAGAGCGACACCAGGCAGAAAAAGAUUAUGUCGAAUCUAUGAGGGGGUUAAAAAGAAAAAGAGAAGUUCUACCACACAGAGCUCCUCUAGAUUUACUUAUGGGUGGAAAAAGAGCAGAAUUCAAUGAAAGAGAAAGCAUAACAGAUGAAUUAAACAGGCUAAAAAGUAUAGUUUUGCCAGCCAAUGCCAGGGAUCUAUACCAUGGUAGAGGAAUCAAGUUACCUGCUCAACAUGCCUCAGUGAGUCCAAGACGCCCCAUGCCUCCAGAUGAAGCAAUGAUUACAACCUCGGCUCCUGCCACUCUAGUUCGGGUUCCAGUCUCUCACCAACCUUCCAAGUUGUCCCGAAAAUCCAAUACUUUCAUUUCUCAAAAACCCAAGAAAAAGACUCUUGCAGUUAUACCUCCUAUCAAACGCCAGGCAACUGUGCCCGAGGCCAGACCUGAAUUUAAGCCUGACCCCCAACCCCCUGUCAUAGCCAAGAAGGAAGAAACUGUAGUUAUGAGAGAGCCGUCUCCUCCAUCUUCUCCAUCUCCAGUAGCUGAGUACAAUCCCAUAUUAGGGGUAUUAGACCCCAGCAGACAUUCUUCCAGUAUAGCUCCAAGGACGCCACGGGUUCCAGUCCACAGUGACGAUGACGAUCUACAUGAUCAUGAUCAUAAUAGAGGACCGAGUAGAACACUGCCGCGUCCCAGUUUGGAAGUUCAACAAACAGAUGAGGAUAAAAUGGAGGUGGACCCACCACCAGAGGACACCACUGGCCAGAAAACGCCAGAAUCUGGCCCCGCAGCUCUUAAAUCUACUACUCCUAACCCACUGAAGGGGGUAGAUUUAACUUCUGCUGUGCCUCAAGAUCAAAGAGAGGAGUUGGAGGUUGUUUUCAAGAAUUUAGAUACAGAUAAUGAUGGACACCUUAAAUAUAAUGAAGUAACCAAAGUACUUCCACAGGGAUUGUCCAAUGCUCAACAAAGAUACAUAAAACAGGUGUAUGACAUCACCAGUGCCAGUACCUUCUUUGGGGUUGAUGAAUUUGUGACGCUCUCUUGUUUGUGCCAAAAGAUGGCAACACUUAGUGGUGCUGCACAAGAUUCCUAUGAGGGGCUUGAUUUUGCUACACUACAGACGUCUGUCCUUCAGUUUGUGAUAUAA